Molecule: messenger RNA, 189 nt
Organism: Nematocida parisii ERTm1
Lineage: Eukaryota; Fungi; Microsporidia
Exons: 1
Source: RefSeq, a predicted model, not a curated record
AUGGUAACAAAGGCAGAGCUAGAGAAGAUGCUAGAAAAUGUAAGAAAUGCAGUGAUGGGACCAAGGAUAACAGAAAGAACAAUCAAGUGGGAUAUAAGAGACAUUGAGGAGAAGGGUCUGCAGACAGAAGUAAUUAUGGCACCGAGGGAAACAAUGGAAACAGACAUUUGGAUCUGGUGGAUGAAGGUA